This is a messenger RNA of Bursaphelenchus okinawaensis, 1666 nucleotides long. The record is from the annotation of a GenBank genome assembly. Lineage: Eukaryota; Metazoa; Nematoda; Chromadorea; Rhabditida; Aphelenchoididae.
AUGUGUAAGGUCAUUUUAGGAAUGAGUUUUGUAUAAUUUUGUCUCUAAUUGGUCUUCAACUUUGAGGUUUAAAAAUACGUGAUAUCGACUGUUAAUUGGCAAUGUAACCGUGUUAGUAAGUCAUAGAAUCUGACGAUAAGACCGCGUUAAAAACAAAAUCAUGACCGCAUUCUUUAAGGCGUUGGCACAAAUCAAGAACACAAGCCGCACGGCACUUUAGCAUCCUUCUACACAACCGAGUGUCCCGAAUUCCAACGGAACGAUUGCGCGUGGCUGUUGGCACGCACGAAUGUACAAAAUCAACUACUAACUGCAACCUAUAUCACAAACGUUCUACUCGGAAUCCUCAUCAUGUACAAGGUUUUCUCGUCCUACAACCGCAAGUCAGAGAAGAAGCAACACGAAACGGGCAAACCCCCGAUUCAUCACGCCGAUUCCUCGUACUAUCAAAGCGGCGGCGGAAGCGGCCUAGUACAUCGGUCGGCUAGUGCACAGCGUCUUGAAGGACCAUUCGUAACAUCACCACCACCAUCAGUCCGCAAUGGAGUUCAUGGUUCUCAGAACACGCUGAGACGAACUGCAUCCAAAGACCGGUCGGACUAUCAACAAGGAACUUACUCUAGCGAGUACAGGUGUGUAAACUCUUAUUUACGUAACUAUUAGGCUGUUUAAAUAAUUAUGUGCCCCUCUCGAAGCAAACUUUUGGGUUUAAGGAGCACAGAAUUUUUUGAACGCAACGUCUCAACUUUAAAUUUUACUGUUAAAUUAAUUGUUUUCUUAUAAAAAUUUUAAAAAAGUAACAAAAAUUCAAAUUAAAAAUAAUAUUGUCCAGAAGUCAACAAAACGGUCAUCAAAGCCGUCAUCAAGCUCAUCACGGCUCAACCAGCUCGUUGAGAAACGGUGGGGGCCGUUUCUACGACACUGCCUACGCCGCUGAAUCCGGCGCUGGUGGAGCGUUGACUGAACGUCGCGGCAGCUAUGGCGGGGCCGGAGCUCACUCUCUGCAACGCCAUACUCAAACCCGUUCGAGUCAUCGUCAAGGCUUCAGCGAAUCCUCGUCCUACGAAACCAACGAACACUUUGAACGCAAAGUCGAGCGCGUCAAACGUACUCGCGGCGAACGUUCUCGCUCACGUUCCAAGACGGCGAGCGGUAGCAGCGAGUACGAGAGCCGUGAACGGAUGGCGAUUAAGGUAGGGGUGACAGUGUUUUAGUUUGUUUUGAUAAUUUAUUGUGGUUUUUUGUAGUAUUUUUUGUUUUUUUUUAUUUUGUUUGAACUUUUUUAAAAUGACGUUGUUUUUUGUUGGAAAUUUUAAAAUUCGAACUUGGUUUCUUGUGUUAUCUCUCAACUUCUGUCGCUUCUUGUUUUAUGUUGCGCAAAAUGUAUUUGAUCAAAGCAAAAGGGAUUAAACUAUGACUUCCAGUCAAAAAAAGUUAAGUAAAUACUCUAAACAAUAUUACAAAAUAAAUUGAAGCUUUGACAGUUAUAAAAAUGAACUGUCACAAGUUACAAUAACUCAGUUUGGUACAUAUAAACUUACGACAGUCAAGUUCAUAAAACAUAAAGCCACAACAGGAAGCUAUAACAGCCUAGUUUGGUACACAUAGAGCUACGAAAGUCUAGUUCUUACACAUACAGCCACAACAGGAAGCUACAACAGCUUAG